Messenger RNA from Lachancea fermentati, 534 nucleotides. The record is from the annotation of a GenBank genome assembly. Lineage: Eukaryota; Fungi; Ascomycota; Saccharomycetes; Saccharomycetales; Saccharomycetaceae.
AUGAGUGCCCAAAAAGCUCCUAAGUGGUAUCCAGCUGAAGACGUUCCAGCUCCAAAGCAAGCCAGAAAGACCGCUCGUCCUCAAAAGUUGCGUGCCUCUCUAGUCCCAGGUACCGUUUUGAUCUUGUUGGCUGGUCGUUUCAGAGGUAAGAGAGUUGUCUACUUGAAGCACUUGGAAGACAACACUUUGUUGGUCUCUGGUCCAUUCAAGGUUAACGGUGUUCCAUUGAGAAGAGUUAACGCUCGUUACGUCAUUGCUACUUCCACCAGAAUUGGUUUGGAGGGUGUUAACGUUGAGAAGUUCAACGUCGCUUACUUCGCCAGAGAAAAGUUGACCAGAAAGCAAAAGGCUGAAUCUAACUUCUUCGGUGAGGAACAAGCCAAGAAGGAAGUCCAAGCUCAACGCGUUGAAGAUCAAAAGGUUGUCGACAAGGCUUUGUUGGCUGAAAUCAAGAAGACCCCAUUGUUGAAGCAAUACUUGGCUGCCUCUUUCUCUUUGAAGAACGGUGACAAGCCACACUUAUUGAAAUUCUAA